AUGUGGAGCAUUUUCAAAAUAGCCAGAACGGCAGCCGUCGGAACCAGGAUCCUGAGGUCACCGGCCCCUCUUAUUUCGAGGCUUCCAUUUCCGCGUCCGGCUAUCAGACCAACCGUUGUCUUUGCCUUGCGCCCGCAAUCGUCGACCAUCAAGAUGGAGAAACCGAUGCUGAUGCUGGCUUUCACGUGCAAAAAGUGCCAUGAGAGGUCGUCCCAUAUUAUCUCCAAACAGGCGUACACCUCCGGAACCGUUCUGAUUUUCUCUGAUCGCCGCAUAAACAUCGAAGACAUCCUGGCGUUGAAAGGCGAGAGCGUCACUGUGACGCCCGAAGACCUUGCGUUCGAGGAUAUUCCCGAAAAACUGCGCGAUCUGAUCGGCCACCACGCCAAGGACGCUCCACAGAAGGCAGAGCCAGACACGCCGCUGCUGAAGGAAUGA
Molecule: messenger RNA, 438 nt
Organism: Ogataea haglerorum
Lineage: Eukaryota; Fungi; Ascomycota; Pichiomycetes; Pichiales; Pichiaceae
Exons: 2
Coding region: 1-438 (145 amino acids)
Biological process (GO): protein import into mitochondrial matrix; protein stabilization; protein folding
Cellular component (GO): mitochondrion
Molecular function (GO): zinc ion binding; protein-folding chaperone binding
Source: RefSeq, a predicted model, not a curated record